Xiphophorus maculatus (southern platyfish) is the source of this 2646-nucleotide messenger RNA. RefSeq names its product lysine acetyltransferase 2B (gene kat2b). The record is from RefSeq and is a predicted model, not a curated record. Gene Ontology annotation, cellular component: nucleus; histone acetyltransferase complex. The transcript is spliced from 18 exons. Bases 176 to 2563 code for a protein of 795 amino acids. Gene Ontology annotation, molecular function: histone H3 acetyltransferase activity; protein binding. Gene Ontology annotation, biological process: positive regulation of transcription by RNA polymerase II; chromatin remodeling. NCBI's taxonomy places the organism in Eukaryota, Metazoa, Chordata, Actinopteri, Cyprinodontiformes, Poeciliidae.
CAGUUAAACUGGCGCGUCCAAUCCGAGUCCCCUAGCGGAGGAAAAUGGGCCUACAGCGAGAAAUUGAAAAUAAGGAUGAGCGCCAUGUCUGAUCCUCCGCCUGUGGAAUAGAGCGGACGGCAGGGCGAUCGUGUUCCCCGGGCCUGCGGUCCCUUCGGGCUUUCGGUGAGCAGUCAUGGCCGACAGCGUGGGGAUUCAACAAGGUUCGCCGGCCGUCGGAGCCGCGGGCCUGGUUCCGGCCGCUCCCGGAGCCGCGGGGACGGAGGGCUCCAGCGCCGCUGGAGGAUCUGCACGUAUAGCCGCGAAGAAGGCGCAACUCCGCUCCUCACCACGGCCGAAGAAACUGGAAAAACUCGGGGUGUAUUCGUCCUGUAAAGCUGAAGGAGCCUGUAAAUGUAAUGGCUGGAAAAGUCAGAACCCGCCUCCGACACCUCCUCAAACUGACCAGCAAUCCAACACAGUGAACUUACAGGAACCUUGUCGGAGCUGUUCUCACACGUUAGGUGAUCACGUGACCCAUCUUGAAAAUGUUUCAGAGGAGGAAAUGAACAGACUACUAGGUGUUGUUUUGGAUGUGGAGUAUCUCUACACCUGUGUUCACAAGGAGGAGGAUGCUGACACCAAACAAGUCUACUUCUCCCUCUUCAAACUGUUGAGAAAAUCUAUCCUACAGAUGGGUAAGCCGAUGUUAGAGGCACAAGAGAGUCCGCCGUUUGAAAAGCCCAGCAUUGAGCAGGGAGUGAAUAAUUUCGUCCAGUACAAAUUCAGCCACCUACCGUCAAAGGAACGACAAACUAUCAUGGAGCUGGCCAAGAUGUUCCUGAAUCAGAUCAACUACUGGCAGCUGGAAACUCCCUCUCAGAGACGCCAAAGGGUGCCCAGUGACGACGUGGUUGGAUACAAAGUCAACUACACCAGAUGGCUCUGCUACUGCAAUGUGCCGCAGUUCUGCGACAGCUUACCGCGCUACGAGACCACGCAGAUCUUCGGCCGGACGUUGCUGCGCUCCGUGUUCACUGUGAUGAGAAAGCAGCUGCUGGAGCAGGCCAGACAGGAGAAGGACAAGCUUCCUCCUGAGAAACGCACUCUCAUUCUCACACACUUUCCCAAAUUCCUGUCCAUGUUGGAAGAGGAAGUUUACAGUCACAGCUCUCCCAUCUGGAGCCAAGACUUCUUGGUGGGAGCAACAGGAGGGCAGAUUCCUGUCCACACAGUGAUAAGUGCUCCCCCAGUCGCCAGACCCAUAUACUACAGCACCAGUCCCGUGUCAGUGGACCCGUCCACUUGUGGAAGUGUGAGCCCUGCCAGGAAACCCGCCUCUGUUCUGGAGUCAAACCCAGGUUUCACAGUAGGAGAAAAGCGAAAAGCCUCAGAGCCGCUUCACCAUGAAGAGAACAAGAGACCCAAGGUGGUAGGGGACAUCCCCAUGGACCUCAUCAAUGAAGUCAUGGCAACCAUCAGUGACCCUGCCACCAUUCCAGAGACGAGUCUGCUGUCUGCUCAUUCUGCCCGCGAUGAAGCCGCCCGCCUCGAAGAGCGGAGAGGAGUUAUCGAAUUCCACGUCAUCGGGAACUCGCUCAAUCAGAAGCCCAACAAGCGGAUCCUGAUGUGGCUCGUUGGCCUUCAGAACGUCUUCUCCCACCAGCUUCCCCGGAUGCCCAAAGAGUACAUAACCCGACUGGUCUUUGACCCGAAACAUAAAACGCUGUCUUUGAUAAAAGAUGGCCGGGUCAUUGGAGGGAUCUGUUUCAGGAUGUUCCCAUCGCAGGGCUUCACAGAGAUUGUAUUUUGUGCCGUCACGUCCAAUGAGCAAGUCAAGGGUUAUGGGACCCAUUUAAUGAACCACCUAAAGGAAUAUCACAUAAAACACGAGAUACUGAACUUCCUCACUUAUGCUGACGAGUACGCAAUUGGGUACUUCAAGAAACAGGGUUUUUCAAAGGACAUCAAGGUCCCCAAAGCCAAGUACGUGGGCUACAUCAAGGACUACGAGGGAGCCACGCUGAUGGGAUGUGAACUCAACCCUAGCAUCCCCUACACAGAGUUCUCCGUUAUCAUCAAGAAGCAGAAGGAGAUCAUCAAGAAGCUGAUAGAAAGGAAGCAGGCCCAGAUCCGAAAGGUCUACCCGGGGCUGUCCUGUUUUAAGGACGGGGUCCGGCAGAUUCCAAUCGAGAGCAUUCCCGGCAUACGUGAAACUGGCUGGAAGCCUGCAGGAAAGGGGAAGGAAUUGAAGGACCCUGACCAACUUUACAGCACAUUGAAAACCAUCCUGCAGCAUGUGAAGAAUCAUCAGAACGCCUGGCCUUUCAUGGAGCCUGUGAAGAAAACAGAAGCACCUGGCUACUACCAAGUCAUUCGUUUCCCGAUGGACUUGAAGACGAUGAGCGAGCGCCUGAAGAGCAGGUACUACACGACGCGGAAGCUUUUCAUGGCCGACAUGCAGCGCAUCUUCACCAACUGCCGCGAAUACAACGCUCCGGAGAGCGAGUACUACAAGUGUGCCAACAUACUGGAGAAAUUCUUCUACACCAAGAUCAAAGAGGCAGGCCUCAUCGAGAAGUAGACUAAAGAUGAGAGGUUUUCCUUUCAAGUAGCCUGGCGCAGGUUAGGUUAGCGGGUAAUGCAGAAGACAAUAAAGAAAGAAAG